AUGAGAGAAAUUGUUACUUUGCAAUUUGGGCACUUUUCCAAUUUCAUCGGCACACACUAUUGGAACAUUCAACAAACUCUGUUGAAUGAAUUCCAACCUCUCAUGAAUAAUCCGAUGGUGCCUAAUUUUCGUCCUGAAAUUGAAUCCUCUGUCUUGUACAGAGAAUCGAGAGGAGUGGGAGUUUCAAUUCAUUCCGAAAAUGAUGUUUCUACCUUCUAUCCGAGGCUUCUUGUGUUUGAUCUGAAGGGGUCAAGAGGUUCACUCAGAAAGCAAGGUUAUAAAGAAGAGCCAUAUCGGUCCAUCACACCCGAAUUUAUUGAUCAACAGAAGGAUCUUACACGAUGGGAAAAGUUAGAAGUAUUAAGAACGUUUGAAACUAAGAGACAAACAAAAUUUACAAAAAACGUCCUUGCAGCUGAUGAACAUACAAGAGAGUUGAUUGUGGAUGAAAAUGAACAAACAGAGGAAGGUGAUGACCAUCAUUUAUUUCAUGCAAACAAACAAGCUUCUUCACAUUCAGCUGCAAAACAUUUUGAACCACAACCCAAGAAACCCAAGAAGGAAUACACACGGACAGAUAUUGAGCAAGAUUUAGAGGAAAAUGUUUCAUUGUGGAGCGACUUUUUACAAGUGGAUUUUCAUUCGAAAACUAUCUGUGAGCCCGUACAAUUCCAAUUUGCAGAGGACAGCUACAACGCUCUAAACUCUCCCAACCCAAUGAAUCCAUUUGCUAUGGACAGCCCUUUUGAUAUUUACACAACAGGUAAAGAAGUGUUGCAUGGAGAAUUUAGCAGUGAUCAAUAUGAUGAUUUCACAUCUCAACUGUUGUAUUUUGUUGAGGAAUGUGACACUUUGGAUGGCUUUCAAGUAUUCACAGAUUCAUUCAAUGCAUGGGGCAUGACUUGUAGUGACUUCGCACAACUCAUCAAAGAUGAAAUCGGUACUAAGGUUCCAAUUAUCUCCUAUGCAUCAUCACCAUAUAUUCCAGAUUUUGCAUCCGAUCAGGAUCGGUUGAAAUUUAUCAUGAAUACAUGUCUCACCUACGCAGACAUGUAUCAAAACACAAGCUUAUUCAUCCCAAACACUUGUCAACAACUACCGGGUGUUUUAGUGAGCGAAUAUAUGACGCAUCAUUUUAAUCCAAAGAAAUUGUAUCACGCUUCCUCAGUUCUUGCUUCUGCAUUUGAUUCAGUUUCAUUAUCUUAUCGCCUUAAUGGUACUUCAAAUAACAAGCAAACGGAUCUUUACACAUUAAUCCAGGAAAUGUCACCAUUGAACGCUCUACGUGUUGUCAACAUUAACCUCGCAUUUCCAUAUCGAUUCAAAGCAGGAACAUCACUUUUCCAACAUUUUCGAAGUGCUAGGCCUAUUCAUCAAAACGAACAUUUUGUUCCACUUCUUUCUCAAAUCGCUACUGGCUUUCAUGCUCAUGAUCCUCUUGCUCAAUCACUCCUUAUUCGUGGAUUGACACCUGUCAACGUGCCACUUUAUCACCAAAGUGAUUUGCAGGAAUUGGACGAAAUUCGAAUGAAGAGAUUCGGAGGAGAAGAAUUGGAAAAGCACAAACAUUUAAUUGGAUGUAAUUCUCAUUUCGAAAUGAUCGAGGGCUAUAUGAAUCAGACACGUUGUUUCUCAAAGCAUGCUUUCCAUGUCAAUCAACCUUUUAAGCUUCCAUUUACUUUCCCUCAAUAUCUCAAUAACUCGUUACUGAGACGAGAUGGACUCAUUCGUUCACACGCAUCCUCAGAAGAGGAAAAUGAAAGAGUUGAGACAUGUCCUUUCGGUACUCAUCUUUCAAACAGUAGAAACUUUAGCAAACAUAUCCAUGAAUUGACCAAAUAUUUCGACACCAUAAGCGGAAGCUCUGCCUCACUUUCUGUGGGAGGUUCAGGACUCACCACCUAUCGCUACAAUCUCUCGCCAGACGAAUUGAAAGAAUACAAGGAAAUUCUUGGAAGAAUGUUGGAUAAUUAUGAAGACGAAGAGGAAGCCGACGAAGAUUUCGAAGACGAAGUGGAAGCCGAACUCGAACAAGAUUGA
Molecule: messenger RNA, 2040 nt
Organism: Naegleria fowleri
Lineage: Eukaryota; Heterolobosea; Eutetramitea; Acrasida; Naegleriidae
Exons: 2
Coding region: 1-2040 (679 amino acids)
Biological process (GO): mitochondrion distribution
Cellular component (GO): cytoplasm
Source: RefSeq, a predicted model, not a curated record